AUGUCGAGCUCAUUUCCGCGCCCCAAGCGCGCAGGUGAAGAUUUUGCCAGUACCGACUACAAUGGCGGCGGCGAGGAUUCCUCAGAGCACAAGAAGCCCCGCUUCGACCUUCGCAACCCCUCAGCUCUUGCAGCCGAUGCGCCCGAAGAAGACGCAGUACUAGACGCCGAUGAAAUUGGCAGACGUGGCCAGAGAGUAAGACGCAAGGCGGUCAAUCUCGAGGGCUACGAAUCGGACAGCGAGAACGAAGGGUUUUCCGCGCAUAUAGAAGAGAAAUCCGCGCGCAAACGAGCCCAGCACGAUACGGAAGACGAUGAUAUGUUCGCCGAGCUACAAGAGGAUUUCGGCGAAGAGGAAGUCGAUGGCGACGAAGUUAUACAUAAGAAUAAAAAGUCCGUUCGCUUCCUACGAGACGACGAGAUCGAAGGUCAAGUCGCUUCUUCGAAAAGUGGAGGAGCGCUUCAUGUUGAUCUGAGCAAGGGUGCAUCUCAUAUUGAUGACGAGGAAAGUGGCAGUGAAGUUGGGGAAGAGGAACGCGCACGAGUCGACGACGUGGUGGACGAAGAACUUGGCGCGGGUGGGAAGAAAAAGCACGCACCUCUCCUGGAUGCCUUCAACAUGCGAACAGAACAAGAGGAGGGUCGAUUCGACGAUCAGGGCAACUAUGUUCGCAAAGCAGCAGACCCCGACGCGGCCUACGACUCGUGGCUGGAGGGCGUUUCCAAGAAGGAUAUCAAGAAGGCCAAAGAGGCUGCUGAGCAACGCGAUGCAGAGCGCAAAGAGAAGGACCGAAUGAACGACAGCAUUUUGACAGCGGAUGUCCUGAAGACGAUCAUCAUCAACCUCGAACGCGGCGAAACAAUACUUGAGGCACUGGCCCGACUGGGCAAAGGCCUUCCCCGAAAGCCUAAGUGGCAAAACAAGAAGAACAAGAAGAACGCUGCGCAGGAUAUCGAGAUGACGGAUGAGGACCCCAAUGAGGUGGCUCGGAAGAAGGCAAUUGAUUCUCUUACUGGCGCCGCAGAUAUCUUGAUGGGCCGCGGCCAAAUAGAUAUCUAUGACACAGAGCGCGAAAUGCUCACGCGGCAGUAUCGCAACGACACGGGUGAGGAAUGGGUUGACCCUCCUGCGAGCGGAGUGACUGAGCAAGGUCCGGCCAUGUGGGAAUACAGGUGGUCAGACGCUAGAGAUGGAGGGGAUGCCCAUGGGCCAUAUGACAGCGCGAUGAUGGACUCAUGGAAGAAUGCUGGCUACUUUGGCGAAGGUGUUGAGUUUCGUCGAGUUGGAGAUUCAGGGCCAUGGUCCGGCACUGUUAAUUUCUUGUAA
Penicillium mononematosum is the source of this 1326-nucleotide messenger RNA. Its product is annotated as GYF domain-containing protein. NCBI's taxonomy places the organism in Eukaryota, Fungi, Ascomycota, Eurotiomycetes, Eurotiales, Aspergillaceae. The transcript has a single exon. The record is from RefSeq and is a predicted model, not a curated record. Gene Ontology annotation, molecular function: protein binding. Gene Ontology annotation, cellular component: U5 snRNP. Bases 1 to 1326 code for a protein of 441 amino acids.